This is a messenger RNA of Mustela erminea (ermine), 3240 nucleotides long. RefSeq names its product tetratricopeptide repeat domain 12 (gene TTC12). The coding region runs from base 98 to 2149 and encodes 683 amino acids. The record is from RefSeq and is a predicted model, not a curated record. Gene Ontology annotation, molecular function: protein binding. Lineage: Eukaryota; Metazoa; Chordata; Mammalia; Carnivora; Mustelidae. The transcript is spliced from 22 exons.
CCGCCCCGGGCCUUGGCCACGCCCCCGGCCAGUCACCGCCCGCCCACAGCCGUCAUUUCCUGUCCGGCCCUGGGCGUGUCAGGUACUCUGGUUGACAAUGGCUGACGAUCACGAGAAAGAUUUGCAGAAAUUUCUUAAAAAUGUGGAUGAAAUCACCAGUUUAAUCCAAGAGAUGAAUUCUGAUGACCCUCUUGUACAGCAGAAAGCUAUCCUGGAGACAGAAAAGAGACUACUGUUUACAGAGGAAGUCCAAGAGGAGGACGGGUGCCGGACCACUCUGAACAAGACCACGAUCAGUCCUCUGCAAGCUCCUCUGGAGAAUGCAGAUGGGAUAAGCUCAGAAGCCUUUUUGGCAUCUAUGGAGUUGGAUGCAAGAGAACGUGCCAGGAGAAGAAGGGAAAACAAAGUCUUAGCAGAUGCCCUAAAAGAAAAGGGGAAUGAAGCCUUCGCCAGAGGGGACUAUGAAGCAGCCAUCGUGUGCUACAGUGAGGGUCUGGACAAGCUGAAGGACAUGAAGGUGCUCUACACCAACAGGGCCCAGGCUUAUCUAAAACUCGGGGACUACCAGAAGGCAGUCGUGGAUUGUGAGUGGGCUCUGAAGUGUGAUGAAAAAUGCACAAAAGCCUAUUUCCACAUGGGAAAAGCCCACCUGGCCCUGAAGAACUACAGUGUGGCUAGAGAGUGUUAUCAGAAGAUCUCAGAAAUAAACCCCCAACUGCAGGCCCAGGUGAAAGAUUACCUGAAUCAAGUGAAUCUCCGGGAGAAAGCAGACCUUCAAGAGAAGGAAGCCCACAGAUCGCUGGAUGCGGGAAAGAACACGGCCGUGACCGUCAGAAAUCUCCUGGAGACAUUGUGCAAGCCCGAUCAGACCCCCUUGUUCUAUGCAGGAGGGAUUGAAAUCCUGACUGAAAUGAUGAAGGACUGCACGGAACAAACUUUAUUCAGGACACACAACGGAUUCCGUCUCAUCAGCGAGAAUGCGGUCCUGAGAAGGUGCUUUUCCACAGCAGAAAAAGAUGCAGUGGAAGAGAUGGUGUGUGUGUGUGUCCUCAGGCUCUGGCAAGCAGUGUGCGCAGGGAACGAGGAAAACCAGCGCCUACUGCUGGAGAGCCCAGACCUGGGCCGGCUGCUGCCUUCCUUGCUGGCCGCCAGGGCUCUGACCGUCCGCCAGCAGAGCCUGGCCCUGCUCCUGCAGCUCAUGCAGACGGACCACGGACGAGGCCUGAUCAUCAGCCACCUUGACCUGACCCGAUUUUUGGAAGCCCUGGUGUCAUUUCUUGAUUUCUCAGAUAAGGAGGCCAACUCAGCUAUGGGACUGCUCACAGACUUGGCUCUGGAAGAAAGAUUCCAAGUCUGGUUCCAGGCCAACCUCCCAGGUGCGCUCCUGGUGCUCACAGGUGUUCUGAAGAGAGACCCCAUGAUAACCAACCCUUCAGCUCUCCGCUGUUGCAUUGCCCUCAUGGGGAACCUCAGUGCUGAGGCUGCCAUCCGAAGACAGAUGUCUGCCUCUGAAGAAUUCCGGGAGGCCUGUUUGGGCCUUAUGGUCCGGUGUGAGGAGGAUGUGGACCUGUUCAGAGAGAUCUUGUACACUCUCCUGGGACUUGUGAUGAACUUGUGCCUUCAGUCUCCCAUCCUCUACGAGGUUUGGGCCUCAGAGGUGAGCAAGAGGUGCAUCUUUCUACUGAACAGCCAGGAUGGAGGGAUCCUGACAAGAGCUGCCAGUGUCCUAAGCCGCACCCUUUCUUCCUCCCGAAAGAUCGUGGAGGAGGCCCUGAGAGCCGGAGUGGUGAAGAAGAUGAUUAAAUUCUUGAAGACAGGGGGCCAGACGGCAUCACGCUACGCCAUCAAGACACUAGCUGUCUGCACAAACAGCUCUCACGAGGCGCGAGAAGAAGUGAUGAGACUGGAUAAAAAGUUCGGCAUUCUCAUGUCGCUGCUCCGCUCCGAGGACGAGGUCGUGGUGGGCAAUGCCGCCCUCUGCCUGGGGAACUGCAUGGAGGUGCCCGGCGCGGCGCCCUCCCUGUUGAAGACGGACGUCGUGCAGGUGUUGCUGCGACACGCGGGGGGCGAUGCGCAGAAAACGGCCGUGCAGCUGAACGCGGGGAUCGCUCUGGGCAAGCUGUGCACGGCCGAGCCCAGGGCAGUUUAGAUACACAUCAGGUGUGCACCAUUGACCCAAUCUGCAGAAGGGGAGACCUGUCCCCUCCCCCAGCCCUGCUCCCGGAGCACCAAUGAAUGAUGUCUGACAACCGCAGCUAGACGUGCUCUCACCUCUUCCUUGAAUGUUUGCUGGGGAUACCCGCCUCCCUUAAAGUGCUCUCGGUCUCAGGUCCUGCUUGGGCCACACGGCCAAGUCUCUGGAUCAUUAAAAAGUAAUAAAGGAAUAUGUGCCUCCCCCACUCCCAAUCCCGCUUGUCAGAACUAGUAGAAUCAUAUCAAAUUCAGGUCAGGAAUUGAAGUAGAAAUAGUAUUUUUGGAAUAAGAACUUUCUAAAGAGCUUGGCUAUGUGCUGCCAUCACCACAGUCAUUGAGGAAAGAGAAUCCCUGUCUGCAGGGGUGGGGGAAAUGUCACUCGUUCAGCAGUAAGAGGCUAGGAAAGGUGACCCCCACUGGCUUCUUUCUGAACGCACUCUGAAACCAGCGCAGACCAAGAGCUGGCAUUUCAGCCCUGCCCUAGCCAGGUUUGUGACCUUGGAGCCAUCGGCCGCCCUCUCUGGGUCCCCGCCUCUGACGUGCCAUUGCUGUAAAGACUGGAUAAUUGGUAUUUGCUUGCCCUGUCCCCAUUCUGCCUGUUCUGGUAAUGACUCCCCGAUUUUUCCUGGGGGUAACCACUCCUCUGCCAUGGUUAACCACAUGAUUCAGGAGGAGCCCGAGUCUAACCCUGGUUUCAGAAAACAUAGAAUCCAGGACCUGCCAAUCACAGCAUUGUCAUCCCUUUCAUCUUAUUCAUUGGUUCAGAGAUGGUCACGUGACCCGAGGAGUGCCCAUCAGGGCUCAGCCUAGACUUGUGUGGGAAGCUCUUCCUUCACUGAUGCUGCCCAGGGAAAUAGCGGAUGAUUUUGGAGCUGUGCUGUUGACUUUACCGUCCUCAGCUUCUCAGAGAACGGAGUCAACAGAAGAAAGCUGCCCAAGAGCUGAGAGUCCUGACAUCAUUAUUUUGAGCCUCCAGAUCCUGCUGUGUCCAAGGCGGCUAUCACUGGCUUCCCAGUUAUGGGAGAUAAUAAAUCCCCCUUUCUGCUU